Molecule: messenger RNA, 1288 nt
Organism: Hypomesus transpacificus
Lineage: Eukaryota; Metazoa; Chordata; Actinopteri; Osmeriformes; Osmeridae
Gene: crdh
Product: retinol-DH_like_SDR_c domain-containing protein
Exons: 8
Coding region: 120-1106 (328 amino acids)
Source: RefSeq, a predicted model, not a curated record
CAUGGACGUUCCUAAAGUCUAUGCCUGUGUGAUAAAUAAACAAGAAGAGAAAGGCAUUAAAGCAACAUCAAGUCUGCAGGUGUCUCCCCCCAGGACAUACCUUGCCCCCAACAGACAGGAUGUGGCAGGAGCUGAAGACCAAUCCCCUCGUCAAGUAUGGCGCCGUGACAACCGUCACCACCAUCAGCAUGGUGCUGCUGCGCAGGUGGAUUGCUGGCGGAGUCUGUCGCAGUCGUGUCAAGCUGCAUGGCAGGACCGUGGUCAUCACGGGCGCCAACACCGGCAUCGGCAAGGAGACGGCCAGAGACAUGGCAAACAGAGGUGCACGUGUAAUCUUGGCGUGCCGGGACAUGACCAGGGCAGAGAUGGCGGCCGUGGAGAUCCGCCAGUCGACAGGAAACACCAACGUGGUGGUCCGCCAUCUUGACCUGUCCUCCCUGCUCUCCGUGCGGCGGUUCGCCAGGGAGUUCAUCGCCUCGGAGACGCGGCUGGACAUUCUCAUUAAUAACGCUGGUGUGAUGAUGUGUCCCAAGAGCUUGACGGAGGAUGGCUGUGAGACCCAGUUGGCUGUCAAUCACCUGGGCCAUUUCCUCCUGACCAAUCUGCUCCUGAAUAUGCUGAGAAGCUCCGCCCCCAGCCGUGUUGUUAACGUUUCCAGCAUUGCGCAUCAAGGCGGUAAAAUUCACUUGGACGACAUCAACUUUGAGAAGACACCGUACGACUCUCUGGUCAGCUACAGACAGAGCAAGCUAGCCAACCUGCUCUUCUCAAGAGAGCUGGCACGGAGAAACCAAGGCAGGGGAGUGACGUCCUUCGCCCUCCACCCAGGGGUCAUCCGUACGGAGCUAGGCCGCUACGUCCAGACCCGGUUCCCCCUGCUGAGCGCCCUGCUCUCCGCCCCGGCCCUCCUGCUGAUGAAGACCCCCUGGCAGGGAGCCCAGACCUCUAUCUACUGUGCCGUCACCCAGGGCCUGGAGAACAAGACCGGCUGCUACUUUAGUGACUGCAGGGUGAAAGAGCCAGCUCCUGAAGGGAGGGAUGACCUCACUGCUCUGAGGCUGUGGGACGUCAGUGCCAAGAUGGUGGGCUUUCUGGAGGAUGUCUGACACACACACACACACACAAUCAGACACACAUCAAUCAGACACUCCUCAGCUCAUCUGCCCAUCUCACAAUGCCAUAUUUUAUACAAUACUCUUUAUUUUCUUAGAGAACUAUUUUUCCUAUAUGGUCAUUGUUGUGAAUAAUUGAGAGGAGUUUCUGAUACUUAAUGGUUGUUCUUCCUAUG